GAGAAGUACUUAAAAUUGUGAUAAUUUUUGAAUAAUCUGUGAAAUUUUUUAAAAAUUUUAAGAAAAACGUUAAAAUUUGACGAAAAAUGUCGCCCAAUGCCAGCGACAACAACAAAUGGGUUUACUUGAUGGCCCAAAAGUGUGAGAAAAUCAAGUUAAAGAAGAAUUUCCUGGAAGCAAACAAAGUUUUCGCUCCCAUUUUGAAGAACAUUGAGAAAAGUCUCGACAACGAAGACUCUCAAAUUGUAAUUUUCCUGCCGGAUUGUCGGUUAAAUGACUUGCAUAACCUCGUAAAAUUCCUCACGUACACAAAUGAGAACAAAUCUAUGCCGAUUAGCUGCUCACUGGAACGACUUUUGACCAAAUUGACGGCAAAUGGUGAGCGGGACUCGGAAGAUGUUGUGAAUAAAGUCGAAUUACCGACUGACGAAUGGAUCGAAUUGGCAAAUGAUUUUAUACGCACAGAAUUUCCACAAAUUGAGGUCCCGGAAGUCCCAAAACCGGAUGAAAUUUGCAAUUCGCAAGAAACUCUUGAAGAAUCAAGUGUUUCGGAGUCACUUUCUGUCGUUGAAAAUGACGAACUUGAUCUCGUACGACAAAGAGCAGUUACCUAUUUGACCCCGAAGAUCCGUAAAAAUAAAUUUUCUGGAAGACUUUCCGUUGAUUCGCUCAUAAAAGCGAUGAUUCCCGAUGCCGAACGUCAUUCUGAAGAAAUUUCCUCGACAAAUGUCAAAUUUAUCAUCAAAUGGCACGGAAAAAUCUUCGAAGGCAUCGGCAAAAAAUUGUUUUACGCCAAAGAUGACGCCGCGAUAAAAGCUAUUAAUGAACUGCUGAAGGUAAAUUUGAAGCAAUUUGACUCUCCGACGAAACCAAAGUUUUAUGGAGAGAUAAUGCGGAAGAUUAAACUCGAUGAGGUGCGUUCCAAACGACCUUCGAAGACCUACAAAAUGUCAGUUAAGCUUCCAUCGGGACAAGUCAUCAAAGGGAUGGCAGAUUGUAUUUUCAAGGCGAAGCAAAAGACGUAUCUUGCCGCUUGUCGUCAAUAUUUGAUCGAUAAAAACAUUGAACGAGAGAAUUUUAACAAAAAAGUAUUGAUAAAGUUCUUCGAAGAUGAAAUUCAGAAGGAAUCUAAUGUUAUAGAAAUAUUGGAUAAGUCAUUCGAGAGCAUUAGUUCUGCUGAUAGUACUUCACUUUCACUGGAUUUGAGUGAUAAGGAACGAGAAUGUCUCAAAUUUAAAGGAUUAGCCUGGAUCAAAUCAAAUUUGCGAAAAAACUUGUACGAUCGUGUCAAACCCGACGAAAUGUUGCAUCACUUCUUGCCUGAGGCGAUACUCUCCGUAUCAAAAGACGACCAACGAACAAUUUGCAAAGUUCGUUACAAAAACUGUACUUGGACAGCGGAAGGUCAAAAGCUAAGAGACGCCCGCGAAAAUGUCGUAAUAAAAGUUUUGCACGAAAUUUUCGGGAUCGAAGUCUUGCCAGUUCACAUUCCAAAUUUCAAAGAAAUCAAAGAAACGCUCGAAAAUUCCGUUAAAAUCCGAGAAAAAGGACGCGGAUUCGUCGCAACGAUCGAAUACAAGGAUCAAACGUACACCCAGUCAGUCCCAUCCCCAAGUCGCUCCCACGCCCGAAGCGAAAUCGUUAAAAUCGCCUUAAGUGACCUCGUAAAUGCUCGAAAACUUCAUGUUCGCAUGAAAAAUCGCCUGAUGUUCACAAAAUUCUUCGUGGAAAAGAGUUUUCCGUUGCUCGAUCGCGUGGAUUUUGUCCUCAAACACUUUACGUUCAACGAAAAAGUGCGAGGUUCACGUUUUGAGGCGUCUUGUUGCUUGUUGGAUCGUUACGAGCACGCCAUGUUGGAAGAAAUUGACCAAAAAAUCGACAUUGUACCGGUUGACGAGAAAAAUUUCAAGGCGACCAUCAUCUUGAACGACAUUGAAGUAUCGGCAAUUUCUGUUUCUCGCACAAAACUCCGAGAAUGUCUCAUUUUGAAGGUUUUUUCCGAAAUCCAGGACCGGAUUGAUGACGAAGUUGUACUUGUGAAGCCCAAAAAUCACGUUUCUGACGCGGAUUCGAUCUCAGAAGUGUCGUCGUUGGUACUUUCAGCCGAGGAGGAAGAUAAAAACUUUGCUUUUUACAGAGAACGAGCACUUGGAAUGUUACGUGGCGAGCGUUUGAGACGCCGCCAGGCAAAGGGACUCUUCAUUUCGCCGAAAGCGGUGCUGCAUGACGUCAUGGGAAGCGAAAAAUUGCAAUUUUUGGAAUAUCAGAAGCUGGAUUCCUUCGAUCAUCGCGUCAAAAUUGACUUUUUCGGCGAAAUUAUCGAGGGAAAGGGUUACAAUGAGCAUGUCGCGAAGCAAAACGCCUGCCAAAAAGUCUUUACCAAAGUUUUGAAGAUCGACUGGGAUCGAGAAUUGAAUCUGAAAUGA
Messenger RNA from Culicoides brevitarsis, 2426 nucleotides. RefSeq lists its product as uncharacterized. NCBI's taxonomy places the organism in Eukaryota, Metazoa, Arthropoda, Insecta, Diptera, Ceratopogonidae. The record is from RefSeq and is a predicted model, not a curated record. The transcript has 5 exons. The coding region runs from base 87 to 2426 and encodes 779 amino acids.